Lachnellula hyalina is the source of this 927-nucleotide messenger RNA. RefSeq names its product (S)-2-haloacid dehalogenase 4A. The transcript has 3 exons. Bases 1 to 927 code for a protein of 308 amino acids. Lineage: Eukaryota; Fungi; Ascomycota; Leotiomycetes; Helotiales; Lachnaceae. The record is from RefSeq and is a predicted model, not a curated record. Gene Ontology annotation, molecular function: hydrolase activity, acting on halide bonds, in C-halide compounds.
AUGCCUGAUCUCCUUCAGACCCCUCCCAAGGCGUUGUCCUUUGAUGUUUUUGGAACUGUUGAAGUUGUAUCUUGGGGAAAGCUGCUGAAAGUACAUGCGUCGUAUGGGAGUAUGAAAAAACUAUCCGUCCCACAAGCCGUCCCACAGUUUGACAAAGCAUUCAUUGACUUGCUGGUAUUAGUUGAUUGGAGAAAAACUGUUACUUCUACCUUGGUUCAUAGCGCUGCAAAUAAAAUCUCUUCAUCUUCAAGGUCAGCAAACUUGUCUCCAGAAGUCCGUACUCGCUUGUCGACGUUGACAGAUAAAGAUUGGGCUCAAUUUGCGCAAGAGUGGAGGAACAGUUACAAGAAAUUCACGAAAGGCUUCGUGCCCGGCGAGACUGAAUGGCUGGACAUUGAUACUCACCACCACUUGGCUCUCAUAGAUCUUCUCAAGAGUUGGCAACUUGAAGGGAUGUACACAGAAGAUGAAGUCGAGGAAUUAAGCCUCAUAUGGCAUUACCUUGAUCCAUGGACAGAUUCAUCUGCCGGACUUCACAAGUUAGGCUCCAAAUUCAUUACUUCGACCUUGUCAAAUGGCAAUCAGUCUUUGUUGAAGGAUCUGAACCAACAUGGCAACUUGGGCUUCAGGAUGUUGCAAUCUUCGGGAGAUUUCAAGGCGUACAAACCGCAUCCCAGCGUUUACCUUGGUGCAGCGAAGGCAAUGGGUGUACAACCUGUUAACGUUGCCAUGGUUGCAGCCCAUCUUGACGAUUUGAAAGCCGCGAGGAGGUUGGGCUUCAAAACAAUAUACGUCGAGAGGAAACAGGAAGAAGACUGGACAUCAGACCAGGAGGAAUACAAGGAUGCAAAGACGUGGGUUGACAUGUGGGUCACAGAGGAAGAAGAUGGUUUCAUUGAAGUGGCCAGAAGAUUUGGGAUAGAAUGA